AUGGACGAAGAUCGUCUCAGGGUUCUAGUGAAACUGACCCAGGAGGGACGAUUUAGCUCUCUGAAAGACCACAUGGAGACAUACGGACUUAUGGAAGCUGCCCGAGAUAAACACUUCGGCCGCUCCGGCGACACUCUCGUACACUACGCCGCCAGACAUGGACACUUGAACAUUUUGGACUUUCUCAUCAAAGACGUCGGUACCGAUGUGGAAGUCUAUAACAACGACUACAAGCGGCCGCUGCACGAAGCUGCUUCCAUGAGCCACCUUUCAUGUGUCAGCUAUCUACUGCAGAGGGGUGCGAUGGUGGACAGUUUAAAGAAGGCAGAUUGGACCCCUCUCAUGAUGGCUUGCACCAGGAGAAACCUGAAUGUGAUCAGAGUGCUGAUGGAGCACUCCGCCGACCCGUUCCUGAGAAACAAAGACGGCUGGAACGCCUUCCACAUCGCGUGCAGGGAGGGCGAUCCCCUGGUGGUCGGCUACCUCCUCGACGUCGCUCCUGAUGUGUGGAAAACGAAGAGUAAAACGGGCAGGACGCCUCUGCAUACGGCAGCCAUGCACGGCUGUGAGGAAGUUGUCAACAUCUUGCUUGAGAGAUGCAGUUACGCAUCGGAUGACAAAGACAGCUGCGGAAUCACUCCUUUUGUGGACGCUGUGAGAAACGGACACGUCUCAUUGGCCAGGCAUCUUCUGGAAAAACACCAAGCAUCUCCAACUUCUCUUGACACCCUUGGGGUUCAGCCAGUGCACCAGGUUGCCGUUACCGGCCAGGAGGAGGCGCUGUGCUUCCUCGUCAGGGAGUUGCAGGUGGAUGUGAACCAGAGAGCAACUGGUUUAGAGCUCACCGCUUUGCAUUAUGCUGCCAAGGAAGGCCACGUUUCUACAAUAAAGGCACUGCUCGAUUUGGGGGCAGAUCUUCACGCUCGGGACAAGAAAGGAAGAACAGCUCUACACAUGGCUUCCAUCGGGCAACAUGCAGAAGCCGCCAAGACUCUGCUGCGAUUCGGGCUGGAAGAUUACCAGGAUGAAUCUGGCACUACAGCACGGGAGCUCGCCCAAAAAUCAGACGUCAUUCAAGUUUUUGACUGUAGUUAA
Messenger RNA from Nerophis lumbriciformis (worm pipefish), 1095 nucleotides. The record is from RefSeq and is a predicted model, not a curated record. NCBI's taxonomy places the organism in Eukaryota, Metazoa, Chordata, Actinopteri, Syngnathiformes, Syngnathidae.